AUGUCUGCUGAUACGUCUGGUUCUUCAUUACCGUCCCGGAUAGCAUCACUGGUUCAUGCACAUUUCGAUGCUCUGCCAACGCGCAGUAAACCAACCAUAUUUCCGGAUGGAUCGAGGGAAUGGAUUCCAAUGACUGGUAUUGUGGUUGUCAAAGGAGAAAAUACACCUUCAGAAGUUUUGACCUGCAUAUCUGUCACGACUGGCGCAAAAUGCUUGUCGGCAUCUCAUAUCCCACGCUGCAGGGGUCUUGUCCUACAUGACUGUCAUGCCGAAAUAUUGGCCAUCCGAGCAUUCAAUUAUUGGCUUUUGACCGAAUGUAACAGUGUCCUGUCCCAGGAAAAGCAAUUACCGAAUGGCCGUGAUACUUCUACUAAAGUCUCGGUUUCUCCAUUCAUACAACGGAGAAGAAUGGAAGAUGACGCAGAUAGUAUUUGCAAAUCACCCACAGAAUGGCCACCUUUUGAGCUUCAGCCUGAUAUCAAUAUUUACAUGUAUUGCACAUGUGCUCCUUGCGGCGAUGCAAGCAUGGAGCUCUGCAUGGCAGCCCAAGAAGAUGCGACACCGUGGGAAGUAUUACAGCAAGAAGGUCCUUUAUCAAAAUCUCAAGAUGCAGAGGUCCCAGGUACAGAGACCCUUCUAGAUGGCCGGGCCCACUUCUCUCUUCUCGGAGUCGUGCGUCGAAAGCCAGCUCGCAUGGACGCCGAGUCCACGCGUAGCAAGUCCUGCUCAGACAAGCUUGCAUUGCGGCAAGUCUCCUCCUUGCUGUCCUGUGAGACCAGUCGCCUCGUUACUCCCACCAAAAACGCCUAUCUGGCAGGUCUGAUUCUUCCUGAGGACGAAAUCAGCCAAGUUGGCUGUGACCGCUCCUUUGGUAAGAAUGGCCGGAUGCAGGCUUUGGAUGGUCGAUGUUGGCCAAGGGAGACAAAGUUUAAAGAAACCGCACCAGGAUAUCGAUUCAGGCCAUUCCAGGUUCUUUCGGUGCCAAGCGACGAGGUGGCGGCGCUUUGGCCGUUUGCGAAGCCGAAAUCUGUGCCUUGUCCUGCAAUUUCUUUGGAGCAGGAAGGAGACCCUUCAACGUCUGGUGCAAAAUCUAAAAAGUCCAGGCCAGGGAAUGUGAGCGCCGUUUGGAUAUUGGCUCCCUCAUAUCACCACACGUCGGCAAUGACCAUGGAUACCAGCAGCAAGUCAGUACCAACUCUUUGCCGUUCCAAAACCGGUUUGUAUGAGACUAUCAUCAACGGAGUGAAGCAAGGAAACCGGGUAUCCUCUCCCGGUGCCCGUGGGGCUUCGUCUCUAUCCCGAGCUAAGCUUUGGGCUCUUUUUCGCGAAAUUGCGCCUGCCUCGGUUCCACGUAUCUAUCAAACCGGUGUCUCCCCAGCCGAAUUGCCGGCGGAUGCGCCAGAGAUUAAAGAUCCGCACAUCAAUACAGUCCAACCCCAUAUGUCAGAUAUAACCACCUACCAGGAUUUCAAAAAUCCUAGCAGCUUGGAAGACCCAUUGCAAAUCCGUAUGCAGGCCAUCGGGGAUGCGAAACUGGUUCUCAAGGGAUGGAUGCCUAAUUCAGGAGACGAAUCUUGGGGCCUGGAUGUUUUAGUUGACCCCAAAAAGCGAAAGCGUUGA
Penicillium robsamsonii is the source of this 1620-nucleotide messenger RNA. Its product is annotated as tRNA-specific adenosine deaminase. The record is from RefSeq and is a predicted model, not a curated record. The coding region runs from base 1 to 1620 and encodes 539 amino acids. Gene Ontology annotation, biological process: tRNA wobble adenosine to inosine editing. The transcript has 3 exons. Lineage: Eukaryota; Fungi; Ascomycota; Eurotiomycetes; Eurotiales; Aspergillaceae. Gene Ontology annotation, molecular function: tRNA-specific adenosine-37 deaminase activity; RNA binding.